GUGUUUCUUUUAAACCCGGAAAUAUUUGUUGUGUUUUUUGCGUGACCAGAAGGCGCCGAACGGAAAACGGUGUGCUUUCUGUGUUGUUAUUCUGAAAGUUAAAGUGCUACUGGUGUGUAGAGUCCAUCCCCAAGCUACCGGGGACUUCUGGAAGUCGGGGCUUAGCCUUCGGACUGGCUGCUGUUUGUUAACCGUUCCCCGUGUUUGCCAGUACCGUCGUGAUGGCGGCCGGAGGCGGCGCGGCUCCUCCACAUGUCGGUGAUGUUGAAGAAGAUGCAUCACAGCUGAUGUUUCCUAAAGAGUUUGAGAAUGCAGAGACGCUGCUGAACUCAGAGGUCCACAUGUUGCUGGAACACAGGAAGCAGCAGAACGAGAGCGCCGAGGACGAACAGGAGCUGUCCGAGGUCUUCAUGAAGACCCUGAACUACACGGCUCGAUUCAGCCGCUUCAAAAACAGAGAGACCAUCACCGCUGUACGCAGUCUCCUCCUGCAGAAGAAGCUCCAUAAGUUUGAGUUGGCCAGUUUGGCAAAUCUGUGUCCUGAAGCUGCUGAAGAGGCCAAAGCCCUGAUUCCCAGUCUGGAGGGCCGGUUUGAAGACGAGGAGCUGCAGCAGAUCCUAGACGACAUCCAGACCAAGAGAAGCUUCCAGUACUGAGCCCAGGACCAGGACUACCAAGUGGUGCUCCUGCUGGAGUCUCGGUCCUGUUCAGAUCCUGCUCUCCUUUCCACAGUGUUCUUUGUCAGGACUGAACUGAUGUGGAUCCUGAUGGUCUCGUGUUCACCAGCAGGUUUUCAUUUGAAACUGAGUUGAGUCAAUCUCCAUAUGUCCGGCUGAUCGUUGAUCCUGUCACAAUAGAAGGACGUGUCUGUUUUUUUACACAGCCAUUGUUUCUGGCUUUUGUUUUGUACUUUUGCCACUUUUUAUUCACUGGUCAAUGUUCAUCAGUGUUGAUGGAUCAGAUCUUUGUUUUUUUGGAAAGACAGCUCCACUGUCUCCCAGCUCUAGUCUUAUGUUGGUAGUGCAAUCUUAAACCCGUGAACCCGACGCUACAAACACGGACAGAUCAUCAAUUGCCUUCAGCAGAUCAAUCGACAGCAGAAUUUAUGCAUUUAAGUCUGCUAUUCGGUUUGACGUCCAAAGCCGCUCAUUAGUGGUUUUGAAAAUGUAUCUGCCACAGAAUUUGAAUAAAACUAUUGAUGAUGAA
Monopterus albus (swamp eel) is the source of this 1206-nucleotide messenger RNA. RefSeq names its product RNA polymerase II subunit D (gene polr2d). Gene Ontology annotation, biological process: DNA-templated transcription initiation. The record is from RefSeq and is a predicted model, not a curated record. Gene Ontology annotation, molecular function: nucleotide binding. The transcript has 4 exons. Gene Ontology annotation, cellular component: RNA polymerase complex. The coding region runs from base 222 to 656 and encodes 144 amino acids. Lineage: Eukaryota; Metazoa; Chordata; Actinopteri; Synbranchiformes; Synbranchidae.